This is a messenger RNA of Colletotrichum truncatum, 3312 nucleotides long. NCBI's taxonomy places the organism in Eukaryota, Fungi, Ascomycota, Sordariomycetes, Glomerellales, Glomerellaceae. The record is from RefSeq and is a predicted model, not a curated record.
AUGCUGGCAAACGUUCAUGAAGUCUGGGACUAUGUGAAUCCAAAAGGAACCAAGAUUAAUACUAAGCCAAGAUUGGAAUUCCCAGACCCAAAAGACCUCAGACAAGAAGAACGAGCAAACUAUAGCAACGUUAUCAGCUAUGGAAAAGCUAUCUAUCAAGAAGAAAAAGACCAAUACAACCAGGUUCGGCGAAGUCUUCUAGAAAUUCACAGUUGGAUCAUGAACACUGUAGCAGCCACUUAUAUCAGCCAAGUCAGCAAGGAGCAAACAGUCAGGGAUAUCAUAAAAGCUCUUGAAAAACAGCUAGCGCCAGACAACUUUGGGAGACAACAAAUGGUAUUGGAAAGAUAUAACAAGCAUAUGCUAUCAAUCAAAAGAGCAAAACUUGGAGGAUGGCUCAUAAUCUAUCGAGAAAUCAUGGAUGAAGCCCAAACAAUCGGAAUCCCUGCUCUCAGCGAUCCAGUUACUCAAGUCUCUGAGUUCUUGAAAGCAGUCAAGCAAAUUGCACCAGAUUACUACACAUCUGCCUCUUACGACUUCACAAAGCGAUACAAGGAUGACCCAACCUACAGUUCGAUCAGCAAGACUGCUGGAAUUGAGCAAGCUAACGAUUUCCGCAGUUGGGUGAGAACUUUCCACCCAGACUGGCUGAAUGCUGCUCCAUUAAAAGACACGAGUUUCGCUACUUGGCAAGGAGAAAACGAACAAGGAAUAAAACAGGGGGCAAAACGAGAGCAAAAGUGUGCAGCUUGCCCAAACGAAAGUCACCGAUUUGUUGAUUGCAAACAUGCCAACCCUAAGAAGCGAGGCCCAAACUAUCAUGAAGAUAAUCCAGAAAAUAAGAAAGCACUGGAAAGAUUGAAUGAGUAUCUCCAGAAGAAACCACACUUAAAGAGAAUAGUUGAAAAACUACGAAAAGGGGCAAGCGAUCAAAACACUACACAAUCAUCAUCCCACUAUACUCAAGAAGUGUCUGAUGGAGAAGGAUCACUCUCAUCUUUCGUCACUAUCGUCAAUCAAGGAGAAGCAAGUCUCUAUUCAGGAUUCCCACUGUCAGACAGUGUGAUAGUAGACUCAGGAACAGGAUUCCACAUCUGCAACGACUCCUCAAGACUUCAUGAUCUCGACUACACAGUCACAAAAGACUUCACCACUGGAGGAGGAGAUGUACAUGCAAUUGCGAAAGGCACAAUGAUCAUCAAACCAAACCAAGGCGGCAAAUCCAACAACAAGGAGAUCAAAGUCAGAAAUGUAUGGCUUGUGCCUGGAUACCCAACAUCGCUCCUUGGGACAGAACCGCUGAAGCAAAAAGGGAUCAUCUUUACAACAGGAAUACCGGGUCUUAUCGACUCAAAAGGCAGACUUCUAUUCAAAACACCAAACCGAUAUGGUCAAUACAUUAUUGAAGCUGGCCCAGCUCUGCUGAACAAUACCUCGUUCAGCAAUACCGAGAAGACUGUGAGAUUCAGCCCAACCGUAGAAAGGAAACCAACCAAAGGUUUUCAGUCAACAAGACAACCACUCCCAACAUCAUCAGCAGAAGCCAAGUUGUGGCAUGAGAGACUUGGUCAUCCAGGCGCUGAGGGACUGGAACAGCUACUUAAAACAGCUCUUGGGAUACAGAUAAAAGGAAUCACAAAAGUGGAAUGUGAUGCCUGUGCUGUUGGGAAGGCAACUCGCCAAAUUUCCCGCAGAAACCCAGACCAUUGGCCAACUGCUGUAGGAGAUUAUCUAUCUCUCGACUUCUUUACACUUAGCAAAGCAUACAAUGGGGAGAAGGUAAUCCUGCUGGUCAGCGAUGGCUGGUCAGGGUUCUUCUGGAUAAGAACUCUUCGUACUCGAAAGGAGGGACUACAAGCUAUGACAGAAUUAGCAGCAUACCUCGAGAGACAGUGCUUUAUCAAAAUCUCUAUUCUACGCCUAGAUUGGGAGGUUGCUUUACGCAAUGCGUUUGAACUAUGGGCAGCUGUGAAUGGAUAUAUGAUUGAAAGAUCAGCUGAGUACACUGGUGCUCAAAACCCAGCAGAAAGAGCUGGAGGUGCUGUGUUUAUGAUCAUGAGAGCACUUCGAUUUCAAUCUCGCUUUCCUGAAUUGAUGGCACCAGAGCUGGCAAAAGCAGCAGUUUAUCUGUCAAACAGAUUGCCUCGAAGACGCCACAAGUGGCAGACACCAUUGGGGUUGGUCAACACUUGGCUGAACUCUCAUCAACAGUCUACCCACAAGAGGGCUGAAAAGCCACAACUAGCACACUUGAGGCGAUAUGGCUGCAGAGCUUACCCCUUGACACAAAACUACAAGAGAGGAAUAGAAAAGUCAAACAAAACUGCGCCAAGAGCUCAUAUUGGCUAUCUAUAUGGUUAUGACAGCACAAAUAUCUACAGAAUCUGGAUCCCAGCAAUAGGAAAAGUCAUGAGAACUAGAGACGUUACUUUCGACGAAAACACGCUGUAUGAUCCAAGGAUUGAGGAUACCAGCAAGUUAAGCCAAAUGGAACUUGAAUUCCAGUUCACAGAAAUGGAUAUCCCAUUCACAAAUCCAAUUGAACAAGACCUAGACACAGCUGGCUGGGAUGGAGAAGAUUUCAGCGAUAAUAUUACCGGGCCACUACCCGCCUCGAAUCCAGCCGCUCAAGAAACAACACCGGCAACACCGAUGCAGGAGAAAGAAUCAGGGGAUUUUCAAUUACCUACACCCACUUCUCUAUCACCAACAGUACAGCUGUCAGAUUCUCAAACAACUGAGGGGGUGAGGGAGACUCCAGAAACUCCAGAAGUAUCGCCAACUCCAGAACAAUCGGAUCAAAGUGAGACCAUAGAGGAAACCUCAACAGACCGACUCGAACUACAACAGACACCAGUCAUAGAAUUGGAACCAGAAGAAAUCAUACCACAAGAUUCCUCCACAGUAAUCCCAAACAUAGCGAGAAGGGGAAGACCUCGUGGCAGCAGAAAUCACAACAUCUACAAUCGAUCAGCCCCUCUUGGUCAAACAAAUCAACAGCCACCAGAAGCAACAAGAUCAUCACAAAGACUGAGAAGAGCAAGAGAAUCCCACUUCACACUGCAAUCUACGGAUACAGUAAAAGGAAGAGAUCAAUGGGAUGCAUCAGCAGAUGAUUUAGGCAAUCCACACCAAAAGACACUUCCACCAGUUCCAAAGAAUUACAGUGAAGCGAUCAAACACCAAUACAGUCACAAAUGGAUUGCUGCAAUGAAUAUUGAGAACAGAUCACUAUGGCAAAUGGGCACGUUUGAAAUGAUUGAUCUUGGCAAUAUUGAUCAAGACACUCAGCGAAUUAUCCCAUUGAAGUAG